CUUGCGCAUAUCAAUCCGACGACUCGAAAUUAUCUGUCGUCGCAAGUCGCAAACAUGCCUGGAGUCGUGCCCAUGCGAAGGCCGCGCGAAGACGAGGAUGAAAGUGAUCUGGACGCCUCGUCGCCUUCCUCAGAUAAGCGCCCACGUCUGAAUGGCAAUGGCUCGCAGGCUCCUCUACUUCCCGCAAGCUACGAAAAUGGACAGAAUGGCACCGAACCGCUCGUACACUCACCUGGAUCUAUCGUCAGAGUCGGAAUGAAGAACUUUGUCACGUACACGUCGGCCGAAUUCCUUCCUGGUCCCAGCUUGAACAUGAUCAUCGGUCCCAACGGCACUGGAAAGAGUACUCUGGUCUGCGCAAUCUGUCUCGGCCUUGGAGCCAAACCUGACGUCCUCGGACGAGCCAAGGAUCCUUCGGAAUUCGUCAAGCAUGGCAUGAAAGAGGCCGAAAUCGAGAUCGAACUUGAGCGUGAUCCUGCCCGUCACCGCACAAAUCCCGUCAUUAAGCGUAUCAUCAAAAGAGACUCGAACAACAAGACCUUCUUCAUGAUCGAUGGCAGGACCAGCACCCAGAAGGCGGUUGCCGAGCUGUGCCGUUCCUUCUCUAUCCAGGUCGACAACUUGUGUCAGUUCCUUCCUCAGGACCGUGUCGUCGAGUUCGCCGCCCUGGAUCCUAUCGAGCUUCUUGUUCAAACUCAAAGAGCCGCUGCUCCAGAUUACAUGAGUGAUUGGCAUGAUCAGCUAAAGGCCAUGCGCAAUGACCAGCGCAAACACCAAGCCGAUCAAGUCACAAUGACCGAAAACCUCAAAAAUCUCGAGGGUCGCCAGAACAUGCAACGUGGUGAUGUUGAGCGCCUGCGUGAACGUGCCGAGCAACAGGAAAAGCUCAAACUUCUCGAAACAUACAAACCCUUUCCUCAAUACAACCUCGCCAAAGAGCAAUACAUCGAAUCCAAGGAUCGUUGGAAGGAUGCCAAAAAUGAAUUCGCUGCGCUUGAGCAACAGUGCGAGCCUGCUUUGGCCGCUGUAAAGGCGAAGGAUGAAUAUGUCAAGGCCAUUGAUGCAGUUGUCAAGCGUCGCCAACGUCUGGUCACACGCGCACAAGACGACAUCAAAGCGAAAGUCAAGAAGCAGAAAAACGUGGCGGAAGCAAUCAAAGCUUGUGAAGCCGAGGUCGAAGCUGAGAAGAAAACCGUCAAAACAUCAAAACAGGAGCGUGCUCGUCUCGACGGUCUGAUUAAGAAUCUACAACGUCAACUUGAGAAUGAGCCGUCCAAUGUGGAUGUUGCUGCAAUCAACGAACAGAUCAGAGACAUCACGCGCCAACAACGUGAGAAACUUGAUUCUGCCGAGGAGGAGAACAGAAAGCAAGACGAUCAAGCCACUCAAGCCAAUUCACUUAAACAACGCAUAACCGCAGCGGAGAACAACCUCAGACAGCUACGAUCCAAAGCCGGCCAGCAAGUCAACAAGCUGACCAACGCCUCUCCGGAUACUGCCAAAGCCUGGGACUGGAUUCAGAGUCACAGAGAUGUCUUCACUGGCAAAGUGUUUGGACCGGCCAUCCUCGAAUGCUCAGUUAAGGACCAGAAGCAUGCUAACCUCGUCGAGUCGGUACUCAACCAAGCAGAUAUGGUUUGUAUUACCAUGACUGACAAAGCAGACUUCAACCUGCUCCAGCGCGAACUUCUCGACGGACAAAGAUUGUCCGACAUCAACUUGCGAAUGCUGGACACACCUCUAAGCCAAUGGAGAAGGCCAUAUGCUGAGAACGAACUACGACGACUUGGCUUGAACACCUAUAUCUUGGACCUCAUCGAUGGACCUGAUGAAAUUCUCAGCAUGCUUUGCGACAACAGAAAUAUCCACAUGUAUGGUGUCGCGUUCCAAGAGUUGAGCACUGAACAAUUCGAUGGAAUGAUGAACAGCAACAUCACAAACUGGGCAACUCCGACUGAAACCUACAACGUCGUAAAGAGACGAGAGUAUGGCGAUGCUGGUACAUCGACACGCACAGCACGUAUCCGACCAGCGCGAUUCUUCACUUCUCAACCCGUGGACACACAUGCCGAACAGGAAUACAAAAACGCCAUUGCUGAAUUCAACGACGAGCUCCAGCAUGUCAAGCGCCAGGCCGACACCCACAGAGCUGCUAGUGGACGUUACGGACACGAACACAAAGAUCUCGAAAACCAGAAGAAGGACCUCGAAGACGAAAAGAAGAGAGCUCAAGACGCCAGAUCGCAAUGGCAGAAGAUCCCUGUCAAGAUUGCUGGUCACGUUACCAAACGUGACGGGCUGGAAAAACGCCAUGCAAGCUACCAGGCUCGUGUACAAGCGAUCAAGGAGAAAGCAGACAAACUUGCCCUCGACAGAGCUCAAGACGCCCUGACUCUCGUGUCAUCAGUUCAGAGUCUGCAAAAGCUGGAGACAGAUUAUCUACAUGCCAAUCUUGCAUUGAUUGAGGCUGAGUCAGACUGCCAAGUUCUCACAGCACACAACGAGGAAGUACGACGAACACUCGCUCAAAGCGCGAAAGAUGUCAAGAUCUUGGAGAAUGAGAAGGAUCAGCUCAAGAGAGUGGCAACUGAGGUUUACAACGUAUGUCAGGAGUUGCGCAACAAUAUGACCGAUAGGGAACACGAGCUUUGGCUCGAAUACGACCAGCUGAGCCUGGAAGAGCUCGAGGCCGAGAUCGACAGCACCAAAGCACGACUCGAGAUGGUACAUGAGGGCGACCCGCGUGUUCUUCGUGAGUACGAGGAUCGUGCUGUCCAAAUCGAGCGUGCGAAGCGUAAGCUGGAGAACAUUGAAAAUGAUCUCGUGGAAGUACAACAAAACAUCGACGAGAUCCGACAAAAAUGGGAACCAGAGCUCGACCAGCUCAUCGGCCAGAUCAGUGAUGCGUUUAGCGAAAACUUCGAAAAGAUCAACUGUGCCGGUCAAGUCGCGGUGUACAAGGAAGAUGACGACUUCAAUAAAUGGGCCAUCCAGAUCCAGGUCAAGUUCAGAGAAAACGAAGAACUCACCGUCCUCGACUCUCACCGCCAAUCCGGCGGCGAACGUGCAGUCUCGACCAUUUUCUACCUCAUGGCUCUGCAAAGUCUAGCCCGCGCACCCUUCCGCGUCGUCGACGAGAUCAACCAAGGAAUGGACCCUCGCAACGAACGUAUGGUGCAUUCACGCAUGGUGGAUAUCGCUUGCUCGGAACACACGUCACAAUACUUCCUCAUCACGCCCAAGCUUUUGCCGAAUCUGGAGUAUCACCCUAAUAUGAAGGUGCAUUGUAUCGCUUCUGGAGAGUAUAUGCCUGAAGGCCAGGGAAAGCUCGAUUUUGGAGCGUUGGCGCAAAAGGCACUUGCUGUGUAUGGUGGACUUUAGGUGUUGGCAGAAGAUGGCUAGAUGGGUGGAAUUCUUUUCUUUUCGUUCUGUUGAUGCUUUGAGGAAGGGAGGUUUGCUGUGCCGUGCUGUGUUGUGCUUUGAGGAUGGUGUAGAUGGAUGUAACAGUUGGGAGU
Aureobasidium pullulans EXF-150 is the source of this 3515-nucleotide messenger RNA. RefSeq names its product structural maintenance of chromosomes 5 smc5. Gene Ontology annotation, biological process: double-strand break repair via homologous recombination. Gene Ontology annotation, molecular function: ATP binding; ATP hydrolysis activity. NCBI's taxonomy places the organism in Eukaryota, Fungi, Ascomycota, Dothideomycetes, Dothideales, Saccotheciaceae. Gene Ontology annotation, cellular component: Smc5-Smc6 complex. The transcript has 3 exons. Bases 55 to 3381 code for a protein of 1108 amino acids. The record is from RefSeq and is a predicted model, not a curated record.